Messenger RNA from Fusarium pseudograminearum CS3096, 1923 nucleotides. RefSeq lists its product as uncharacterized. The coding region runs from base 1 to 1923 and encodes 640 amino acids. Gene Ontology annotation, molecular function: xenobiotic transmembrane transporter activity; antiporter activity. Gene Ontology annotation, biological process: xenobiotic detoxification by transmembrane export across the plasma membrane. Lineage: Eukaryota; Fungi; Ascomycota; Sordariomycetes; Hypocreales; Nectriaceae. Gene Ontology annotation, cellular component: membrane. The record is from RefSeq and is a predicted model, not a curated record. The transcript is spliced from 4 exons.
AUGGAUCCAAUAGGAAGGGGAGCUGGAAUUUCGCCAUACGGCACUCCGCGUGGUUCUGGCGCGCAUCCUGCGUUAUCGUCUUCAUGGCGGGUGGGCUCACCUCUAGCUGAGGCUGCUCUGGCUGCCGAUAUUGCCGCAUGCUCGGAUGAGGAGUAUGAUGAUAGUGCUAUCGACGACGAUGUCUCUGUAUCUGACCUCCCGGGCGAUCCCAUCAUGUAUCGUCGUCCCAGUGGUGUUGCUUUUGGAGGCUCGCGGCCGAUAAUGAACCCUCAAAUAUAUGACGAGCCAGGUUUGACGGCCUUAGAAAGGAAGCAGUCUCGUAACGCUGAGCGCAGUCUACUCCGGGACAACCAUGUUCUCCCGCCAAAGCACGGGCACCGUCAGCGAGACGGUUUCCUCACUCGUAUCUAUCAACGUCUUUUUAGCACGAAGAUACCGCAGGAUGAGGAACAGGCACCCGCUGUCUCAGUUCAGCCUCCUAGCGAAACAGACCCUCUCUUGGGCUCCCGAGUUGACGCUUUGUCGCCUGAGCAUCUCAAUGAAACAUGGGAACAUGCGGUGGCUGAGCAUCGAAUCAAGACCACCUGGCAACGUGAAGCGAAGACCAUCGCAAGCUACUCUGCGCCCCUCAUCGUUACUUUCCUCUUGCAAUAUUCGAUUAACGUCACCAGUAUCUUUGCCGUUGGGCGAAUUGGCAAACUUGAACUGGGUGCUGUGUCAUUGGCUAAUAUGACUGCGGCUAUUACUUGCCUGGCGCCUUUCCAGGGUCUCGCUACUUCUCUUGAUACUUUGUGUGCUCAGGCUUAUGGAUCUGGCCACAAGCAUCUUGUUGGGCUGCAGUUUCAGCGAAUGACUUGCUUCUUAUUCGUACUUGCUGUGCCGGUUGCUGUGUUUUAUUGGUUUUCUGAAGGCGUCAUCAGAGCGCUUGUUCCGGAGCCCGAAUCAGCCCGUCUGGCUGGCAUGUACCUCCGGGUGAUGAUCUUCAGCAUCCCAGGUUUCAUUCUCUUUGAAGGUGGCAAGCGCUUCACCCAAGCCCAAGGUUUGUUCCGCGCCACGACAUAUGUCCUUCUCAUUGUUGCGCCCUUCAAUGUUUUUCUGAGCUGGCUCUUGGUCUGGAAGUUGGAGUGGGGUUUCAUUGGUGCUCCUGCAGCUGUCGCCAUCAGCACCAACCUCCUCCCCAUCUUCCUCUUCCUGUAUGUUCGUUUCAUCAAUGGUCGUCAGUGCUGGGGUGGCUUUAGUCGACGAGCUCUUAGCAACUGGUGGAUUAUGAUUCGACUUGCUUUGCCGGGUAUGAUCAUGGUUGAGGCAGAAUGGCUCGCCUUUGAAAUCUUGACCCUGAUGGCGAGCCGAUUUGGCCCAGAGUAUCUGGCUGCGCAGAGUGUUGUGACCACUAUCACGACACUCUCGUACGAAAUUCCAUUCCCUAUGUCGAUUGCCGCCUCAACUCGCAUCGCCAACCUCAUUGGAGCUGGCCUCGUUGAGCCGGCCAAGAAGACGGGUGUUGUGGCUUUCGCUGCCGCAUGUCUCAUCGGAAUGUUCAACCUUACUCUCUACACCACUCUGCGAUAUAAGCUACCUCUGUUGUUCACCAAGGACGACGACGUUAUCGAACUUGUUGCAGCAGUCAUGCCUAUUGUAUCAGUCAUGCAGGUAUUUGACGGCCUUGCAGCAGGAGCCCACGGCUUACUCCGAGGCAUUGGAAAGCAAUCAAUUGGUGGCCCCGCCAAUAUCCUCUCGUACUAUGCUCUCUCACUUCCCGUCUCACUUGCUUUGGCAUUUGGCCUUGGCUGGAAGCUAGAGGGCUUGUGGAUUGGAGUUACGUGCGGAACUAUCUCUGUCGCAUUGAUCGAGUAUAUCUACCUGCUCCGAACCGAUUGGCACAAGGCCGCUGAGGAGGCAGCAGUUCGUAACGCUGCUGGUUAA